GAACGAGAACAAUAAAAACAAAUACAGGAUUAUAAAACAUCGGCUCAAAUUUUGGAGAUUUCAUCGCGGAUCGACCGAGACAAUCGACUCUGCUAUUUUGCUCGUGAAGCGCAACUCCAACUUGAUUGAACAUUUUACUGAAAACAGAAACGGAAAUGGAAAUGAAAAGGAAAAUGAGAGGAAGGAAAAGAAAAUGAAAAAUGAAAAAGGAUUGCCAUCAUCGACGUAUGAUGAUAUUGAUGGGCAAGGAAACCGUAGUGGAGAGGCCCGAGCUCAAGAAAUAGGUAGAGUGAGAGUGAGGGGAGGAGGAGAGGGCAAUGAAGAUGAAGAAGAAGAGGAAGAAGGGAAAGUGAAUAUGCACAAACAUAGGAUGGAUCUGCGAGUUGAUCGUGCUGAAGGUGUUUGCACGCUCAAGAUUGCCACAUCAUUAGUGUGCAUGGUCGCGGGGACAGGUACACUGAGUAUGCCUUAUGCGGUUGCACAAUCUGGAUGGUUAGGGGUUGUGAUCGUUAUGUUGGCCUUAUUCAUGUCCACAACCACUGGAAAUAUGCUUAUCCAAUGUCUCUAUCUCAACACCGAUAGGAGGCGUAGUUCAUUUCAACAAAUUGCACGGGAUGCAUACGGAAGUAUGGGUCAUUAUAUUGCUGUUGGAGCCGUCGGUAUCAAUCUUUUUGGAUGCGCCAUCUUGUACAUUAUCUUGGCUUCAACCCUGAUUCACGGCAUGGUAGCAAACCCGAACGAUCCCAGUGUCCCACCCUCUACUUUUUUCAUAGGAUGUUCGCUCUUUGUCUGGGUCUGCUUGAUUUUCACAAAGUCUAUGAAAGAGAUUGCCGUUCUCAGUCUGAUUGGCGCAGGUGCGACAGUUGGGGUUGUUAUGAUCACUGUAGGAGUCUCUGCAGAGAUGGUCAUCCAUAGAGCCGUAGAAGCUGUUGCAGCGACUCAUCAAUUCGCUGAUUGGUCCAAGGUUCCGCUUUCGUUAGCAACCAUGUCUUAUGCAUAUGGUGGGAAUGUUGUGUAUCCACAAGUGGAACAGACCAUGAAACACCCACGAAAAUGGUCAACUGCCUUGUGGCUCGCGCUCUCGACCUGCUUUGUGAUGUAUAUCUCGAUUGCUGUGGCUGGAUAUCUUGCAUUUGGGAAUUUAACCAUGAAUCCGAUCUUGGAGAAUCUUCCUCAUGGCGUAUGGUCUACCUUGGCCAAUUCACUCAUUACUCUACACGUGCUCCUUGCUGCGCCGAUUCUCUUGGCUUCAUUUGCUGUGAUGAUCGAGGACUCGAUCGCUGCACGUGCCCCUGCCUUUGAACAAGGAACAAAAUCCCAACAAUUUCUAAAAAGAGCAACUUCCAGGACAAUCGUCAUCCUCUUCGCGGGAUUAGUUGCGUCAGCGCUUCCAUAUUUUGGCGACCUGAUGGAUCUGUUGGGAGCCCUCGCAACCUGCCUUUUGGUGUAUGUGAUGCCUGUCUUGUUCUACUAUCGAUUAGGAGGGAUGAAAAAUGUAUUCUGGCUGAAUCAGAUGUGGAUAUGGUUUAUUUUCGUUGUGGGGAUGGUCGUCAUAGUAGUAGGCACCUAUGAUGCCACCAAACAUCUAAUAGAGGAUAUUCAGCACCAUUGAACGCUUCC
Lobosporangium transversale is the source of this 1620-nucleotide messenger RNA. Its product is annotated as transmembrane amino acid transporter protein-domain-containing protein. Gene Ontology annotation, molecular function: amino acid transmembrane transporter activity. The record is from RefSeq and is a predicted model, not a curated record. NCBI's taxonomy places the organism in Eukaryota, Fungi, Mortierellomycota, Mortierellomycetes, Mortierellales, Mortierellaceae. The transcript is spliced from 5 exons. Gene Ontology annotation, biological process: amino acid transmembrane transport. The coding region runs from base 194 to 1612 and encodes 472 amino acids. Gene Ontology annotation, cellular component: vacuolar membrane.